AUGGCAACCACCGGGACCGCAGACCCAGCGCUCAACAAGGAGUAUAACAACGACAGCGCAACUCACGACCACGCUCCCACCAACGGAGCCAUCCCCACUCAACGAGCUCCAUACGACUAUGGAGGAAAUCCCCUCGCACACCUGAAUACUGGAGAAUCAGCUCGAUUCCCGGCCUUCGGUGGUGAAUUCCAGCCAGGGCUUUACAAGCCUACCACUGGACGCAAAUUCGCCAACCCAGCCCCUCUCGGUCUGAGUGCUUUCGCCCUCACUACUUUCGUCCUUUCACUCAUUAACGUCGGUACCCGGGAUGUCGCUGAGCCCAACAUUGUCGUUGCGCUUGCUUUCGGAUAUGGUGGUCUUGUUCAAUUGCUCGCUGGCAUGUGGGAAAUGGCUGUAGGAAACACCUUUGGUGCCACAGCGCUAUCCUCAUAUGGUGGCUUCUGGUUAUCAUUUGCAAUUGUUCUCACUCCCGGGGGUUUCAACAUUCAAGACGCCUAUUCUGCCACUGGAUCCGGUAAAUACGACUUCGCCAACGCCUUCGGAUUCUUCCUCUCGGGAUGGUUCAUCUUCACGACUAUUCUCCUGCUUUGUACGCUUAGAUCAACAGUCGCUUUCUUCUUACUGUUCUUCUUCCUCGACUUGGCGUUCCUGUUCUUGUUCCUCGGAUACUUGUACGCCAGCGACUCUGGCCUCAACGCCAACUUGAUCAAGACCGGAGGUUAUUUCGGACUCUUUGCUGCGUUUAUGGCUUGGUACAAUGCAUUGGCUGGUAUUGCGGAUGAUAGCAACUCCUUCUUCGUCAUCCCCGUCGCACACUUCCCCUGGUCCGAGAAGGGACGCGAGCGUCGCGGCCUCAAGACCGAGCGCGAGACUGUCUAA
Mollisia scopiformis is the source of this 879-nucleotide messenger RNA. RefSeq lists its product as uncharacterized. Gene Ontology annotation, cellular component: plasma membrane. Bases 1 to 879 code for a protein of 292 amino acids. The transcript is spliced from 3 exons. Gene Ontology annotation, molecular function: acetate transmembrane transporter activity. Lineage: Eukaryota; Fungi; Ascomycota; Leotiomycetes; Helotiales; Mollisiaceae. The record is from RefSeq and is a predicted model, not a curated record.